AUGCCAGAUCUCCUGGGUGCCCAAACUCACAACGCCGAUGCCCCGGCAUCGGCCAACUUCAAGGAGAAUCGCCCAAGCAACACUGCAACUGGAGAUGAAAAAGCUCACCGACCUCUUGAUGAGGAAUCUCGAUCAACGUCUAUUGCCAAUGACGAAGUAACCUAUCCGGAAGGUGGCCUAGGUGCCUGGUCUGUCGUUCUAGGGUCCUUCCUUGGACUCAUCGCAUCCUUGGGUAUGAUGAACACAGUCGGUAUCUACCAUGCCUACAUUGCCGAGCACUACCUUGCAGACUACACCGAGUCGACCAUCUCGUGGAUCUUCAGCAUGUACGUCUUCCUGUCGUUCUUCUGCGGACUCCAGAUUGGACCCAUAUUCGAUGCGCACGGCCCGAAGCUAUUGGUGCUGGCAGGUAGCAUCCUGCUGUGCUUGUCAAACUUCCUGCUCGGGAUUUGCACACUGUACUGGCACUUCUUCCUCGUCUUCGGCGUACUUGGGGGUCUCGGUACAUCGUUGAUCUUCACGCCUGCGUUCGCCGCAGUCAGCCACUUCUUCCUGCAAAAGCGAGGCAACGCAACGGGUAUCGCCGCAGCUGGAGGCUCGCUGGGUGGUGUCAUAUUCCCGUUGGCGUUGGAGAAGCUGCUACCCAGGGUUGGAUUCCCAUGGGCAACUCGCAUCAUCGGCUUCAUCACGCUCUUCUGCUGUAUUGGUGCCUGCUUCCUCAUCCGCUCCCGCCUACCACCUAAAGCUGGACAAUCAGUAUGGCCUGAUUUCCGGAUCUUCCGGCACAAGAGCUACUUCCUGCUCACGGUCGGCAUCUUCAUGAUGGAGUGGGCACUCUUCAUCCCGAUCACGUACCUCACCACCUUUGCGGUCAGUACCGGCGCAUUCAGCCCGUCGUUCUCGUACCAACUCAUCGCAAUCUUCAACGCGGGAAGUUGUCUCGGUCGCUGGGUCCCAGGCUUCCUAGCCGAUAAGCUCGGGCGCUUCAACAGCAUGAUUGCUGCACUCGCCAUUUGCUCAGCUACAUCGCUAGUCUUCUGGCUGCCCGCAUCGCUACUCACCCCCACCUCCGCGGCCGAAGCUACGGCUAUCAAAGCACUCUCCAUUGUCUACGCGGUCUUGUUUGGUUUCGCAUCUGGCUCCAACAUCUCAUUGACGCCAGUCUGCGUCGGCCAGCUUUGCGAUACGAAUGUCUACGGCAGGUACUACGCUACCUGUUACACCGUGGUCAGCUUCAGCACGCUUACGGGUAUUCCUAUUGCGGGUGCUAUCAUCCAGGCCACUGGUGGACACUACUGGGGAGUGGUCAUCUGGACCGCAGCUUGCUACAUCGUGGCGUCACUUUGCUUUGUGUGGAGUCGCGCACUCCAAGUUGGCUGGAAGUUGGGUGUGAAGUUCUGA
Molecule: messenger RNA, 1401 nt
Organism: Alternaria infectoria
Lineage: Eukaryota; Fungi; Ascomycota; Dothideomycetes; Pleosporales; Pleosporaceae
Exons: 3
Coding region: 1-1401 (466 amino acids)
Biological process (GO): transmembrane transport
Cellular component (GO): fungal-type vacuole membrane
Molecular function (GO): transmembrane transporter activity
Source: RefSeq, a predicted model, not a curated record